Molecule: messenger RNA, 1314 nt
Organism: Haliotis rufescens (red abalone)
Lineage: Eukaryota; Metazoa; Mollusca; Gastropoda; Lepetellida; Haliotidae
Product: angiomotin-like
Exons: 1
Coding region: 1-1314 (437 amino acids)
Source: RefSeq, a predicted model, not a curated record
AUGUUCCGACUACUACUACCGUAUGACAACAAUGGCCACUACCGCAUCAUCAUCAAACAGAAGAAGAAGAAGGAGAAGGGGGACAAGGACGAGGACGUUCUCAAUAGCGAGCAUUUCCGUCGUGCCAUGGCGGACAUCCUGGGGGAGCAGCUAGUUCUACAUUGGGAGAUGAUGAGAACAUGUGCCUUGUACAAAGUUUCCCAUGACUGCAUGCAUGAGAAGUUAAAGAGUGUUGUGGACACAUUUCUGCCUCCGGAGUAUGGCAUCUGCAUCCCCAGCAUGGCACUCUACGUGGAAAAGUCAACCCCAACACCUGAAGCAACAGCACUCACAGCAUCCAUACUCAAAGCAGCCCAAAAAGCAGCAGCACCAUACGUCGCAGCACUUACCACAGUGGUAGCAGAGGGGACGUUAAAAGAAACAGACGUACUCACCUCAGCACUCAUUGCAGCGUCAGCAGCGGCAGAAGCAGCACCCAUACUAACAACAACACCCUCAGAAGCAGUGAAAGCAGCACAACAACUCGACUCAGCACUAUGGACAGCGAUACAAGCAUCAGCCGCAGCAACACCUGCAGCCGUAGAAGCAGCAGCAGUAGCACUCGUUGAAAUAGUAACCUCACAUGCACCCUUGCUGCAGCAGUACUCAUCGCAGACAACACCAUCAACAACACCCGUAGCAGCAGCAGAAGCAGCCACCACACAGGAAGAAGAAGAUGCAGCUGCAGACGCAGCAACAACACCCUCACUAAAAGUAUUCAUCAAUGCACUACAGAUGGCGCAAUGCGUGGCAGGUGUGAGGGCAUCGAAGGGGACACCCCGAGAAGCAGCAGCAACAAAAAAAUUCGCCUCAGCACUAUCCUGGGCGGCAGCAACAGCCACAGCCGCCACACCCACAGCAGUAGAAGCAGAAACAGCUGCACUCGUCGCCGUAGUAACAGGAGUAACUUCAGCGCAGUCAUCAUCACCACCACCUUCACCAUCACCGAUGGACACCUCAGAUGCUGCAGCAUCCACACCAAAACCAGUGGCAGCAGCAAUGGUAGCAGCAGUGGCACCAGCAGUAGCAGACACCACCCCCACAGCCAUAGAAGCACCAGUAGCAACACCCUCACCAACAGAACUCUUCGAUGCGUUCCACGCAGCAGCAGAAGCAGCCGCAGCAGCAACAACACCCUCACCAACAGCAGCAGCACCAGAACUCAUCUCAGCACUAUACAGAGCGGCAGUAGCAGCCGCAGCAGCAACACCUUCACCAACAGAAGCAGCAGCCACAGAAGCACUCGUUGCAACAUUGAGCAGACUACCUGUGUGA